Molecule: messenger RNA, 1554 nt
Organism: Cebus imitator (Panamanian white-faced capuchin)
Lineage: Eukaryota; Metazoa; Chordata; Mammalia; Primates; Cebidae
Gene: LRRC28
Product: leucine rich repeat containing 28
Exons: 10
Coding region: 248-1351 (367 amino acids)
Molecular function (GO): protein binding
Source: RefSeq, a predicted model, not a curated record
CUCUCUUCCCCAGUUCCCUGUAGCGCGGGUUCCGCUCCGCCCCCGGGGGCCCCGCCCCGCCACCCCCGCCGCCCGGCGCUCCGCCCCGCCCCCGCCCGGCUCCCUGCCCCGCCCGCCCGCCCGCCGUCUCCGGCUUGCCUUCCAGCGCCGCUUGCGCUCCGGAGCGCUGGCUCUGCCGGCGCUGAGAAAUGGACCAAUUUUGACAAGAUGUAAUGCUACAAGUCUGCCUGAUGGGAUAUAUUCAGUCAUGGCAUCUGAACUUUGUAAGACGAUCUCUGUGGCAAGGCUGGAAAAGCACAAGAAUUUGUUCUUAAAUUAUAGGAAUCUGCACCAUUUUCCAUUGGAGUUACUGAAAGAUGAAGGACUGCAGUACUUGGAGAGACUCUAUAUGAAAAGGAACUCCCUGACAACCUUGCCAGAAAACCUUGCUCAGAAGCUUCCAAACCUUGUGGAACUAUACCUGCACUCAAAUAACAUAGUUGUGGUACCAGAAGCCAUUGGGUCCCUUGUAAAACUCCAAUGUCUGGAUCUUAGUGACAAUGCCUUAGAAAUUGUUUGCCCAGAAAUUGGUCGUCUGCGAGCUUUACGUCAUCUUCGAUUGGCUAAUAACCAGCUGCAAUUCCUACCUCCAGAGGUUGGCGAUUUGAAGGAGCUGCAGACACUAGACAUUUCUACCAAUCGUUUGCUAACUUUACCCGAGAGGCUUCACAUGUGCCUUUCUCUGCAGUACCUCACUGUGGACCGAAAUCGUCUAUGGUAUGUGCCGCGCCAUCUCUGCCAGCUGCCCAGCCUCAAUGAGCUCUCCAUGGCUGGAAACCGUCUUGCAUUUUUGCCACUUGAUUUAGGUCGAUCUCGAGAACUACAAUAUGUAUACGUGGAUAACAACAUAAACCUGAAAGGCUUGCCAUCUUAUCUGUACAAUAAAGUCAUCGGGUGCAGUGGCUGUGGUGCUCCCAUUCAAGUUUCCGAGGUGAAGCUGCUUUCCUUUUCAUCAGGGCCUCGAACCGUUUUCCUCCCAGCCGAGGUGAAGGCCAUAGGGACAGAGCAUGAUCACGUCCUCCCUCUGCAGGAAUUGGCCAUGAGAAGUCUGUAUCAUACCUACCACAGCUUUCUGAAAGAUUUGAACUUUCUGUCUCCAAUCUCAUUACCCAGAAGUCUCCUGGAGCUGCUGCACUGCCCUCUGGGGCACUGUCAUCGGUGUAGUGAGCCUAUGUUUACCAUCGUCUACCCCAAGCUCUUUCCCUUGAGAGAGACACCAAUGGCAGGGCUGCACCAGGGGAGGACAACUGUUAGUUUUGUGGCUUACUGCUGCUCCACCCAGUGUCUGCAGACUUUUGACCUGCUGAGUUGAUAAACACUCAGGAGCCUCAGGAGCAUUGCCAGCUUGACGCUGGGGAAUGCGGCCAGUCCAGAACAGACUCUUCCAUCCUGUCCUGUCCAAGGCGGGGCACUGCGGAACUCCAGAAAUGUCAUGAUCGGGCUUCAGAGCUAAAAUGCCUCACCCUUCCCCCAAGUUGGAAUAUAUCCUCCCCCAAAUUAAGGACCCGUUUGUCU